Messenger RNA from Linum trigynum, 4725 nucleotides. The record is from the annotation of a GenBank genome assembly. Lineage: Eukaryota; Viridiplantae; Streptophyta; Magnoliopsida; Malpighiales; Linaceae.
UCUAUCAUUAGCCUCGCUCCACUAGCUAUUAAGAAGUUUCAAUAGGCACUAGUCUGUGCGUAUGAUGCGCCUACAUUGGAAGAUGAGAUCCUACUUUUGAUGAUCAUAAUGACCUCCUCACUAGGAACCUCAGACAGACCAAAUGCUCAUAUUUCCCGCUUCUGACCUGGAGAGCACCUGUACAAGACACAACAUCAGGAGACUUCGUCCUGAGCACUCAGGGGUGCCUCCGGAAACACUCAAGCGGUACUGCUGGGGAUCGAACUCGGAACCUCCCACAUCCCCAACCAAUCAAACCAACGAUUUCACCUCUACAUCUUUGACUAUACUAAUCUUCUCUGUAUCGUUCCAAAGCAUGACUCUUGUCUCGUCUCCCUAGUCUCAACAAAUAUUUUAAGGCUAUAAAAGAACUACAAGGCAUAGAAAUAUCAAAUACUUUGACCAUCGCGGUGCCCCGGACCUACUCCAUUACGGAAUGCUGAUUUUUGGGGGACUCAUAAAACCUAUUAAAAAAAACUGCAUGUUUACAGGUAGGCAGCUACUUGCUACUGUUUUAUGCUCAGUUCUUACGUUUCCCAGAAGAAACAAAAUCGGACAACUGCCCGCACGCAUUCAGUAUUUCAGUUCUUACGAUUCCCAGAAGAAACAAAAUCGGGCAUGCAGCCUCCAGUCUUCCAGCCUGCCUUCUUCCAAUUGCCAUGUUGAUUGAUAGAUGCAGGCAGCAGCAGCCUCUUCCCUUGUCGGUUGCCGGUGGCCCAACUUUCCUUUGCUUUUUCUCCUUUGGAACAGAAUUUUCCACCAUAAUUAAUCCCUCAGUUGAAACGUCUUCCUUCCUUGCCCACUUGCUAAUCUUUUAGCAAUGACGAUCUCCAGUCAAAUCUCAACCAUAUACUUUUCCCCACCAUUCCCCAUCAUUUCUUCAAGGCUCUGUUUCCCCGCCUCCCCAAAUCCAUUCGCGCCCGCCGCCGGCGACCAAUGGAAGCCGGUGGGAAAUCAGAUGACAAAGCGAUUCGAACCCAUGAUGUUGUUCUCCAAAUCAGAAGCCCAGACUCCCGCCAGCCGCAGCAACUGUUCUUCCCCAGUCCCGAAAACAGAGAUCUUCUCCCUCCAACCAGCCCGCCGCAAGUAGCUUCGUUUCCUCCCACUCCCAGGAACAGCAACAAACCCAAUGCCGAGCUGAAUACACCGGAGUCGGAGGCUCCCACUCCCAGGCUCAGAGUCCCCCACGCCUCCACUUUCCCCAAUUCUCCGGGGACGCCACCAUGGUCGACGGCGAUUCCCUCCCCUGUUUCGAACCCAGCUCCGGCCAGUUCAAUCACAAGACGGAAGUCCCGGAUAUGGCAAUCGGAGUUCAGCAGGCCGAAAUCAAGGCUCGUCGAGCCGCAGCCGCCGUUCGCGAGCGACGCGAUUCUCAAGGAAGCCAAGACGGGGGAGGCGGCGGCGAGCUCCGGUGGCUCGCCUUACAACAAGAAGUCCCCCCACCGCUCCAAUUACAAUAACAGCAGCGCGAUUUCUAGUGGGAAUGGGAGUUUGUCAAGAGGUACGGCGAAGCUGGCGACUCCGAUUACUCCCAGAACGCCGUUGAUUGGAUCUCCAGAGCGAGAUGAAGAGGAUGACGGCAAUGGGGUUUGCAAGACCGCGAACGUCGUCCAGGUGAAGAGCAGCAAGAUGGGUAACAAGUGGAAGGUAAUGGCGUUGCUUGAGACCACGGCGUUUUUUGCUAUAGUGGGGCUGUUGAUUGCUAGCUUGACAAUUCACAGGCUGCAGAAUUCCUACAUCUGGGGUUUGCAACUCUGGAAAUGGUUCGUUCUUGUUUUGGUAAUUCUCUGCGGUAGAUUGGUUACGGAAUGCUCGGUGAAUGUGUUGGUGUUCUUGGUGGAAAGGAAUUUCUUGCUCAAGAAGAAGGUUCUUUAUUUUGUGUAUGGUUUGAAGAACAGUUUCCAGGUGUUGGUUUGGCUAGGGUUAGUGCUUUUAGCUUGGGAGCUCUUGUUCACUCAUGGUGUUGAGAGAUCUCCAAGGACUGCAAGGGCUCUCAGUCGAAUGACUAGAGCCAUUGCCGGGUUUCUAGCCGCGGCUGGGAUUUGGCUGCUCAAGACUCUGUUGAUCAAGUUGGUGGCUUCCUCGUACCAUGUCAAUAGAUUCUUCGACAGAAUCCAGGAAUCCAUCUUCCAUCAGUAUGUUCUGAGGGCUCUCUCGGGUCCUCCGGUGAUGGAAAUGGCUGAGGCGAUUGGAAGCGGAGUUGGGACGCCAGGGCGGCUGAGCUUCAGGAGCAUAGACAAGGAGAAGGAAGAGAAGAAAGAGGAAGUGAUUGAUGUGGAUAAGCUGAAGAAACUGAAGCAUGAGAAGGUCUCUGCUUGGACCAUGAAAGGGUUGAUUGAUGUGGUUCUUGGCACUGGGUUGUCAACUCUUUCAAGCAUACUUGAAGACACUGAAGAAACUGAGGAGGAGUAUCAGCAGAAAGACUAUGAGAUUACCAGUGAGUGGGAAGCCAAACUCGCAGCGCAUAAGGUCUUCAGGAAUGUAGCCAAAACUGGCAGCAAGUACAUUGAUGAAGAAGACCUGCUCCGAUUCUUGAAGAAGGAAGAGGUGGACAAUUUCAUUCUCCUGUUCGAAGGAGCUUCAGCAACUGGCAAGAUCAAGAGAUCUGUUUUCUGGAAGUGGCUGGUCAAGGUGUACAAGGAGCGAAAAUCGUUGGCACAUUCGUUACAUGAUACCAAAACUGCAAUCGAGGAGCUGAACAAGCUGGUUUCAACUAUUCUGGUUCUCUUAAUGAUUGUUGCGUGGCUACUAGUAAUGGGAUUCCUUUCAACGCAAGCUCUGCUCUUCAUUUCCUCGCAAAUCUUGCUAGUUGCAUUCAUGUUUGGAAACACCGCCAAGACAGUGUUUGAAGCCAUCGUGUUCGUGUUUGUGAUGCACCCCUUCGACGUGGGGGAUCGUUGUGUCGUCGAUGGAGUCCAGAUGGUCGUCGAAGAGAUGAACCUACUGACGACGGUGUUCCUGAGGUACGACAACGAGAAGAUAUUCUACCCCAACUCGGUCCUGGCAGGCAAACCCAUCAGCAACUUCUGCAGGAGCCCCGAGAUGAGCGAUGGGGUCGAGUUCGCUGUGGACGUUUCGACUUCGAUGGACGAGAUCGGGGCCAUGAAAGUGAGGAUCAAGGGUUACUUGGAGGGCAAGCCACAGCACUGGCGACCGGCACACAGCGUGCUGGUGUUGGGGAUUGAAAACAUGAACAAGAUGCGUAUGGGUUUGUACGUGAAUCACACCAUGAACUUCCAGAGCGGGGAGAGAGGGGGCAGGAUUUCCGAUCUGAUGGUGGAGAUGAAGAAGAUUUUCGAGGAGGUCGGGAUCAAAUACCAUCUGCCGCCGCAGGAAGUUCAUGUCAGAUACGUGGGAGGAUUAACAGCUAACGCUGCUGGUGCAGGGCCUUUGCCGCCGCCUCCAAGGUGACUGAGGACCUCCCUCUGCAGCUCUCUCCAUGGUCUGUUCAUAUGGGUUUCUUCUUCUUAUGCUUUUUUUUCUUUUCUUCUUCCUUCUGUAUCAUAGUCACAGGUUCCAGAGCUUUUGGCUUUUUAGUUUUUGAUUAUACAUCACGCAAGUGGUACAUGUAUUUUUCUUUUUACAAAGAAUUGCUUACAAUGUAUAGUUCUUGGCUUCCUGCACAGUUCUGUGUAGUAAGCUAAUGAAUUUAUUCUUUCUUCGGCAAAACAAAUAAAAGCAAUGUAUGGUAUGCUUCCUGCACAGUUCUGUGUAGUAAGCUAAUGAAUUUAUUCUUUUAUCGGCAAAACAAAUAAAAACAAUGUAUGGUAUUUGUGCAGAGGGGUCGAACCACUAAUCCAAUGGUUGGCAUUGAGAAAUCUUACCAUUUCGACUAGGGGUUUUCCAUUUAUAAUACAAACAUGUUUAAAUAUAUCAAUGCUAAUUAUCUGCCUAAUAUCAAAACACAAAACUCUAAUCGUCAAUCCCUGUAAUCCCUAGUUACAAUUUCGUUCUUCCUCCACCUAGCAGUAGCAGAGGUACUGCGAGUUGCACGCUGAGAUCGCCAUACCUCCAAGCUUUCCAUCCUCCAGCCUCCAAGCUCGCCGAACCUCCACCUCCCACCCAUAUUUUCGGCUCCUACCCAACAAAUCCAAACUAUCUCCAGCCUCCAUAAACCCUUCUCAUUUCAAUCGCGAGCAGGGCUGGGGAGCAACAAGCCAGCAGCACAAAAAUUACUUUGUUUGACAUCUUCAAAUCUUUAACAACAAAGUAAAAUCUAAGUUUUAAUAUCAAUUACUUGAAAGUUUUGUUAUUUGUGUUAAUUUAGGGUUAGGUUUGUGUGUUUGUUAUACUCAAUUUCAUCUCCAAAUUAAGUACAUGGACUGAAUUAGUCAUAUAAUGAAGUUGAUUUUCAUAUUUUCGUUUAGAGUUGACUUUUUCAUGACAUGAAAAAGCACCCCUUGGUCAAUUUUUUUUUGGCUCCGCCACUGAUAGAGACUAUCUAUUAUUCUAUUUUAAAUAGUUUGAAUUUCAUCAAUAUUAAUAUUUACCAGAUUCGGGUACUAAAUUAAAAUCUUGUUUAUAACUCAAUUGAGUUUUGGGUAUUCACAGGUAAUACUUAUCUUUUCAAUUAUUAUGUUACAUAAGUAUAAUAAAAAUAUAUAAAUAACAAAUCACAAUAGUUCUUGAGAUGCCACGUAGCAACUAGGAAUACCAAAUAUGUUGAAAUAAAAAGUAAUAUUUUAU